CAGGUUCGGAAGUCACUUGAAAUUCUUCUCGUGAAAAAUGUUAUCCGUGAAUGGUGUGCUAAAACGUAACGGUGAUCGUGGAAAUAGCGUGAAUUGCACACAUGAAAUCGGGGAAAGUUUCUGCAAUGAAACAUCUAAAUCUAGUGUUGUGAGCUCCAGUUCGGUUGGAAAAUCUAAUAGUAUUUGUAACAUUCAAACGUCGCGGAUACCCAAAUGUGCACGUUGCCGAAAUCAUGGCGUUAUAUCCGGUUUAAGAGGUCAUAAAAAGCAUUGUACGUACAGAAACUGCCGAUGUCCGAAAUGCGAACUGAUUUUGUCUCGACAGAAAAUCAUGGCUGCUCAGGUGGCGCUCAAAAGACAGCAAGCUGUGGAAGACGCUAUUGCAUUACGCCUCGCUUCUACCGAGAUGGGUAAAUCACUAGAAACACUGCCACCGGGAAAAAUUUAUGGUAUGACUGUUUCUGAUCCUUGCCCUUUACCCCAAUUGGAACCAUCGUCAUCCAUGGACAUAACUUCAUCGACAUCUCGGACUAGUAGUGAAAAGAAUGUCGACUCAAGCGAAAACGCCAAGACCACGAAUAACACAAUUAACAUACCUAUAUCACAGAAUGCAUUGGACAUGCUGUCGCAACUUUUCCCCCAUCGAAAACGUUCUGUGCUUGAACUAAUUCUCAAACGUUGCGAUCUAGACUUGCUGAAAGCUAUUGAGCAAUGUAGCAAAAAUCCACCAACUAGUGCAUUCAAGCCACCAGUUUCCUCGACAUCACUUAUUUCGCACCAUCAGAUUCCCUUUUCUCCACCUAGUCCACCCAACUACCCAUCGUUGAUUGCCUAUCCAAAAUGGCUACUACCUAUGUCUAUUCCAGUUCAAAUGGGACACAUAGCACCAAGCUUAGCACCGAGAUGUACUCUUCCAAAUUGUGUAAUGUGUGUACAUCAUCCUAUGUAGACAUGAAGUUGGAAUACAGCAAGUGACACAAAGAUCUGCUUCCGACUCUGAGUCGAUAAGAGUCCUUUGUUUCAAAACAUUAGAUAUAAAAAAAUUGAAAUUUAUUACAAGUGCUCCAUUAUCUCAUGCAUCACAUUAGGGGUUGUCGAAUAGUUUAGGAGUGCAAUUUGUUAAAUAGCUAAUGCAGUUUGAUUCAAUUAUGUUUAUUUCCAGUCAAAUCGCUUAGAAUUUGAUUUGCAAUCCAAUACGAAUUAUAAAUGGAUUGUGAGUCAGAUGCAGCAAUUGAUUCCGAGACUUAUCGGCUCUAGAUCAGUUGUUGCAUCUGAUUUGCAAUUCAUUGUGGAUUCAUACUGAAUUCUGAAUCCAAUUCCAGGCGAUUUAACUGGGUUAUUGUUGAACGUUUCACUUCAAGUCGAUAUGCGCUGUGGAUAA
Malaya genurostris is the source of this 1381-nucleotide messenger RNA. RefSeq names its product doublesex- and mab-3-related transcription factor dmd-4 (gene dmrt93B). Lineage: Eukaryota; Metazoa; Arthropoda; Insecta; Diptera; Culicidae. Gene Ontology annotation, biological process: sex differentiation; regulation of transcription by RNA polymerase II. The coding region runs from base 38 to 949 and encodes 303 amino acids. Gene Ontology annotation, molecular function: DNA-binding transcription factor activity, RNA polymerase II-specific; protein binding; RNA polymerase II cis-regulatory region sequence-specific DNA binding. The transcript has 4 exons. The record is from RefSeq and is a predicted model, not a curated record. Gene Ontology annotation, cellular component: nucleus.